AUCAGUAGCUUCAGUUUUCUGUAUAAAAUUUUGGUAAAUACGUACAUAUAUACGUAAAAAGUUGCGCAAUUUGUUGCUGUCUGGGUUAAUUUUUUUAUCAAACAGUAACAAUUCGAGGAUGAAUUCGAGAGCGAGAUACCCGCCGCCGGGAAUGGGCGCUGGCCGAGGCGGAGGCGGAGGUGGAGGCGGCGGCGGAAUGAACCCGCACGCAGGACCAAACCCUAAUUUUCAACCAAGAUACGCAAAUCAACAAUACGCAGAGAGGAGUCCAGCGCGGAACAAUCAGAAUCAGGAAUUAUUUCAAAACCCUCAACCGCAACAAUGGCUGCGAAGAAAUCAGCUUCCGCCGGUUGAUUCCGCAGUCGAUGAGGUCGAAAAGACUGUACAAUCAGAAGCCGUCGAUUCUAGUUCCCAAGAUUGGAAAGGAAGAUUGAAGUUGCCACCAGUAGACACCCGAUAUAGAACUGAGGAUGUUACAGCGACCAAAGGAAACGAGUUCGAAGACUACUUUUUGAAGCGCGAGCUUCUGAUGGGAAUAUACGAGAAGGGCUUUGAGAGGCCAUCUCCAAUCCAAGAAGAAAGCAUUCCAAUCGCUCUUACCGGAAGCGAUAUUUUGGCUAGAGCAAAAAAUGGAACUGGGAAAACUGCUGCCUUUUGCAUUCCCGCCUUAGAGAAAAUUGAUCAAGACAAAAACGUUAUUCAAGCUGUUAUUCUUGUCCCGACAAGAGAGUUGGCUCUUCAAACAUCGCAAGUUUGUAAAGAACUCGCUAAGCACUUACAAAUUCAAGUCAUGGUUACUACCGGUGGAACUAGCUUAAGGGAUGACAUCAUGCGUCUCCAUCAACCCGUUCAUUUACUCGUCGGGACACCUGGCAGAAUUCUGGAUCUCGCUAGAAAGGGAAUUUGCAUCUUAAAUGAGUGCAAUAUGCUUGUGAUGGACGAGGCUGAUAAACUUUUGUCGCCAGAGUUUCAACCUUCGAUCGAGCAAUUAAUUCGAUUUUUAUCUGCAAACCGUCAGAUACUUAUGUUCUCUGCCACAUUCCCUGUUACCGUAAAAGAUUUCAAAGAUCGAUACCUGCGAAAGCCCUACGUCAUCAACCUUAUGGACGAACUUACCCUCAAGGGUAUAACCCAGUUUUAUGCUUUUGUCGAAGAAAGACAAAAAGUUCAUUGCCUCAACACUCUCUUUUCGAAGCUUCAAAUAAACCAAUCAAUUAUUUUCUGCAAUUCCGUGAAUCGAGUUGAACUUCUUGCCAAGAAAAUCACAGAGCUUGGCUAUUCUUGCUUCUAUAUUCAUGCUAAAAUGCUCCAAGAUCAUCGUAACAGAGUGUUUCAUGACUUCCGCAACGGUGCCUGCAGGAAUCUUGUGUGCACUGACUUAUUUACAAGGGGUAUAGAUAUUCAAUCUGUAAACGUCGUAAUCAAUUUCGAUUUCCCCAAGAAUGCAGAAACAUAUUUACACAGGGUCGGUCGAUCUGGGAGGUUUGGGCAUCUUGGAUUAGCCGUGAAUUUGAUCACAUACGAGGACCGCUUCAAUUUGUAUAGGAUUGAACAAGAAUUAGGGACAGAAAUCAAGCAAAUCCCUCCGCAGAUAGAUCAAGCUAUUUACUGCCAAUGAUCUACGGUCGCUGCCAUUGGGUUUAUGGUUGGAGGUGGCGACACUGAGAAACGGUUUACUGUUGGAGAAGUGACAUGAUUGGUUGUCGGGGAUAUUGGUCGGUGAAAAAAAAGGUACUUGAAUUUACUACACGAGGCAUGUGAUGCAAGAAUUUCUCGGAUAGUGGCAUAUGAAGGAUUUGAAAUUUAUAUCGACAUUUAAGGUGUUGUUCAUUAGCUAAGCGGCUGCCCGUCACACCUUUGAGCCGUGUUAUUUUCUGUUUAAUUAAGUUAGAUCUAUGUAAGUCGAUCGGUUUGAUGCAAAAAAAGGUUUUCUAUUUGAGCAAAGUGAGAUUUUGUACCUUUUCAAGAAGUUGGUCUUGGAAGUGUGAAUUUUAUUUUGUUUCGUUCGGGAUUUUAUUAUUACGACGUUUGUUUGUCUACCAAAUUCGCAAAUAAGGUGAGAUAAGUAUUUGCAUUUUGCUUGC
Molecule: messenger RNA, 2084 nt
Organism: Erythranthe guttata (spotted monkey flower)
Lineage: Eukaryota; Viridiplantae; Streptophyta; Magnoliopsida; Lamiales; Phrymaceae
Gene: RH8
Product: RNAhelicase-like 8
Molecular function (GO): RNA helicase activity; ATP binding; nucleic acid binding
Source: RefSeq, a predicted model, not a curated record